Molecule: messenger RNA, 2304 nt
Organism: Panicum virgatum (switchgrass)
Lineage: Eukaryota; Viridiplantae; Streptophyta; Magnoliopsida; Poales; Poaceae
Product: protein CPR-5-like
Exons: 5
Coding region: 158-1726 (522 amino acids)
Biological process (GO): leaf senescence; defense response; trichome morphogenesis
Source: RefSeq, a predicted model, not a curated record
AUUCUCCCGUUCCCACGCCCGACGGCGUCACCACCCUUCCAAAUUCCAGCGAAGGAAGUCAAAACGGAACCGAAUCACAACACCAGGCCGGCCUGAAGAAAGCUACACACCCCAGAGAGGCAGAGAGAGGCCAGAACGGGUGCCAACCCCCGCCGAGAUGGACACGGGCUGCCCCCACCAACCCGGCGACCCCUCCGGCGCCGACGACGCUGCAUCUUCCUCGGCGGCGUCGGCCUCCUCCGCGCGCGGCUGUGCCUCCCGGACCACCCGUCUGCGCAGGGGGGUUCGGCUCCGGCUGCGGCGAAGGCGGCAGGAGCCAACCCUGUCCGCCGGGUCCGGGUCCGGGGGCGAGGGCGGGGGCAGCGCCGGCGUGCAGGACGACCUCGCGCUGCCCCUGGGGAUGUCAUUCGCGGCCGUCCUAGCGCAGGUUGUGAAUACGAAGACUCGCUCAGGGGAAAGAUUACAACCUGCACUCCUUUCGAAGAUCUGUACAUCGGCGGUGAAGGAAUCAUUGAGAAAUAUAUAUGGCGACAAGUUAGACAGUUUUAUGAGAAAUUUCGAGAAAUCAUUCAGCAGCACACUGACGACGCUUCAUCUUGUUAAUGAGAUGCCUGUCUAUGAACAAUGUCCUAUUCCUCAAUGUUCUUUUAAGCAUGAAGACUCUGCAGCUGCAAGCAUGUUGAGCACUGGUGGUCCACAAAAGCCCCCACAGGAAAUCAAGCAGGACAUUUUGAACUCAGUAGAAAAUCAGCUUGUUCUUUAUGCUGGUGGCAAUCAGCAGCUGACUCAUCGCACUCGUGGCAUAUCUUCUACUGAAGCUGAUCAGCGGAUCCUUGAUGCAUUUGAGAGAUCUUUGAAAGAGCAAACCCGUUCAAACGAGCUUAAGGAAUUUGAGAUAGGCCUUAGCAUGAGAAAAAUGCAACUAAAACAGUCUCAACUAGAACUUAACACCUACUCACACAUGUUAGAAAAGAUGAAGUUAUCCUUGGGAUUUCAGAAAGCUUCCUUCCGAGGGGAGAAAUUGAAGAACGAGAUGCAGGACACAAGGCAUGCACAACUACUGAGGACACUCACAGAUUUUCUUGUUAGUGCAGUGAUUAUCAUGUCAGUAUGCUUUGGUUAUGGAACUUAUAUUUAUUCAUACCAAAGAAUAACUGAUAUUACGGCAGCGUGUUCAGUCACUUCGAGGGGAUCUAAAUCAUGGUGGGUGCCAAAUUCAGUGUCAAACUUUAAUUACGGGUUGCUCUUCUUAAGAUGUCAUUUCAUAGCAGCAACACGUAUGGGUUUUGGCAUAGUAAUGAUUGUGGCAGUUGCUUGGUUAGCAUUCCAGCGUUCUUCAGUGGCUGGAACACAUAUGCCAGUAACUUUCAAUUUCAUUCUGUUGGGAGUUAUUUGCGGCUUUGCUGGAAGGUUUUGUGCCAACACUCUUGGCGGUGAUGGGAACAUAUGGCUCAUAUGCUGGGAGGUUCUUUGUUCCAUCCAUUUACUUGGAAAUUGUUAUCCAUCUGUCCUGUACCGAGUUCUUCAUGGUCCUAUAUCAGUAUCUCACACCAAGGAAGUUGUUUGGUUCCCAUAUUGGAUUCGCCGGUGGAUAUUUUAUGCUAUGCUGGGGUUUAUUAUCCCAGCCUUGACUGGCGUCCUGCCGUUUGCUUCUCUUUCAGACUGGCUUAAUCAUUUCAGUCAAGAAGUAAAAUCCAUCUUUGUUGGUGAGGAAAUUGAAGCCUAAAAGAUCUUGGCUGCAAUGAUUGGCAUAGUUAUGCCUUUUUGUGUCAGCUGUGCAAGCAGGUUUUCUGGAGAAGUGAAAGCACUCUCUGAGAAAAGCUUCAGCAAUAAGCAAGGAAAACUUGUUCGAUGGGACUGCACAGUUGAAUAAGGAAGAAAACUCGUUCGUAGUUCUGCAGCAGCAACAGAGCAUAUUGAUCCAACUUAAUGUGCUCCAAUCUUUGGAUAGUUCUCAAGCAGCUACGGAGCAUAUUGAUCGACUCGAGAUUUGUGGAUUUAGGCUUUCACUGUUGUGAUCUUACAUCAAUUGGAUUUCAAGUGCCUCGUUUAGCCAUAGUCCGUAGACUUUUGUCCACCAGUUGGAAACUCUGUCGGUCUAUCAAAAUCCUUUGUUGUAUUUGUUGUGGCUUGAUAAUUUCUUUGGUUUAUAUAGGCAUUCGACGCUUAUUCUAUAUAUGUUUACUGCUUUAGCAAGUUGUGUACUGAAGGAGAUCUCCGGGCAUGAGUGAACUUCUGAAGUUGUACUGAGAAGCUGGUGUUUUCAUCUACUUGCUAAUUUUUACACGCGCCCGAGAAUAUGCA